Solanum stenotomum is the source of this 1262-nucleotide messenger RNA. RefSeq lists its product as uncharacterized. The record is from RefSeq and is a predicted model, not a curated record. The coding region runs from base 144 to 1094 and encodes 316 amino acids. Lineage: Eukaryota; Viridiplantae; Streptophyta; Magnoliopsida; Solanales; Solanaceae. Gene Ontology annotation, molecular function: nucleotidase activity. The transcript has 10 exons. Gene Ontology annotation, cellular component: cytosol.
UACACAUAGUCGAAUAUUAUUCUGAUAGUUGGGCUCAACUCUUAUUCUGCAACAGUGUCAGUUUUGCUUAACCAACGAGCUAUCCACAAACGACAAAAAAAGGAACGAAAGAGAGAUUUCAGUUUCUCUAUUUUGUUGCAUUAAUGGAGAACGGGAACAGUAUCUCCGGUGAUAAGCCGACGGUGAUGGUGACCAACGACGACGGAAUUGAUGCACCUGGUUUGAGAGCUCUUGUUGCUGCCCUCGUCUCAACCAAUCUCUUCCAUGUCCUCGUUUUUGCUCCUGACUCUGAAAGAUCGGCUGCUAGUCAUUGUGUUUCAUGGCAACGCGUGGUUACUGUUAAGAAAGUUGAUGUCCCUGGCGCCACAGCUUUUGCAGUUUCUGGAACUCCAGCAGACUCAACUUCCCUGGGGAUCUCCAAAAAGAUCUUUCCUUCAGUACCUGAUCUGGUUGUCAGUGGCAUUAAUUUAGGCUGCAAUUGUGGUUAUGACAUUGUUUAUUCAGGGACAGUGGGUGGUGCACGAGAGGCUUUCUUCCAUGGAAUUCCUUCCGUCGCUGUAUCAUAUGACUGCUAUAAUAUGGUUGGUCAAAAACUCAAUGUUGAUGAUUUUAUAUUGUGUGCUGAAGCUUCCAUACCCAUCAUCACUGCUAUGUUGGCUGAGAUCAAGAAUACGACUUAUCCUCAGAAUUGCUUUCUGAAUAUAAAUGUACCACGAGAAGUUGCCAACAACAAGGGCUAUCGGCUGACUAAGCAGGGGAAAUGUUUUUACAAAAUGGGAUGGACACAAGUUACUUCUGAAGCACAAGAAGGUACAACGUCACCAACAAAAGUAAUGGAGAUAAAACCACCAGAAAAUACAGAAGUAUGUACAGAAGAGAGCGAAUUAAGCACCAAAGAAGAACAUCUAGUGUUUAAGUUAGACACUGCGGAACCACCAGCAGUGGAUAAUGACGAUACUGAUUACUCAUCCCUUCAAGCAGGAUAUAUUACUGUUACUCCCCUUUCCGCCUUAUCUCCUGCAGAGAUAGAUAGUGUUGCAUUCUUCAAAAAAUGGCUUCCUGGUGUCUGUGAGCGCUUCUCUUCCACUCUUUGAUUAGGACAUAAACAAGCUCUGCAGUGGCAUCACAGAUUUAGCAUUAGUCAUGGCAAUUGGGAUUUGAUGCUCAUUUCCAUCAUCCUUCCGGUGAUCUAAACGCUGACGAUUCUCACGAAGUAGAGCUAAUUUGUUGUUUUUGCAAAUAAUGGGCAACAUAUAUGAACU